AUGGGGCACGCGGUAGGCGAAUGCAAAAGCUUUAAGGAGAAGUUCAUGAAGUGUCUCCGCGACAAUAGAUUCGAAAAUGCUUUGUGCAGAAGUGAGUCGAAAGACUACUUAGAAUGCAGAAUGGAGAGGCAACUGAUGGCACAGGAGCCCCUGGAAAAACUGGGAUUCGGAGAUUUGAUGGAUGGAAAACCAGGGGCAGAAACUACCUCCUGAUGGGAAGAAGUCCAUCCGCCGGCUGCUGGCUUGUCCAGGGUGGAGCGUGUUGGGUGACCUUGUCAACUGACGGUUUAUGGUUAGGCGCUGUGACUUCAGAAGAAGUUUCUGGAACGCCCUCCUUGGCGGAAACCUUUCCUCUUGAUGUCUCCCAGGUUAUUCUGAGAAGCGAUUGUCCCCUUUAGGUCUCAUUUUCCCCAGGAGCCUUAGAUUUUAUCUUUACAUUGAGAGAGUUCCUAGGGAGGCCUGUGGCGGGUGGGAGGAAGGAGAGCAGAGUCACGCCCGCUGCGCGAGGGGACACGCGGGCAUCCGCGACGCGGUGACUCCCUCUGUGAUACCGUCCGUAGCUUCUCAGUACUGACAUGCUGAAUGCUAGCGGUUUCAGCCCAUC
This is a messenger RNA of Puma concolor (puma), 604 nucleotides long. NCBI's taxonomy places the organism in Eukaryota, Metazoa, Chordata, Mammalia, Carnivora, Felidae. The record is from RefSeq and is a predicted model, not a curated record.